GUUUCAUUGAAGAGAGACUGGUCACAGCAGCAACAAGUGAAGACUGAAGUGGAGAUCCCAUUACUUGCAUUGAGCUUUGCACCAUUUGAUACCCAUGGUGUGUCUUGUCCAAAUGGUAAGAACAUCGAAUGAAGCUCUUUUAACUAAUGGGGUAACAAAACUGAAACUCCUGCACCCAGAAACUUCAAAUGCUGCACCAGGGCAUUUGAAAGCCCUGAUUAAUCACCGUCCUGUUGUCUUAAACAUGACUACAUUCAGAAAUUAAGAGGAAGAAUACAAAUCGGGUCGGACAUGGUAAAUAAACCGAUGCCUGCUCUGUUUAGGAAACCCUUCAGAGUGGCUGGUUUAACACUCCACAGGGCUCUACUCUUAAUGCUUGUGUUUGUAGAGCCUGUUUUAACCUGCCCCAAAAUCUGCCACUGUGCUGAGAAAAAUGGCAUGACAGCUGUGCAUUGUGCCUCCCGUAACCUGGAAGAAAUCCCUAACGACCUGCCGGGAGAUACUGUGUCUUUGUUCUUGGACUCAAACAGAAUCACCAAAAUACCAAACAAUGCCUUCAAAGAUCUGAGCCAUCUCCAGGAGCUGGACUUGUCCAAGAACUUGAUCGAAAUCAUCGACAUCGGAGCCUUCAACGGCGUGGCCGAGGGCCUCCGCUUACUGGACCUUUCCAACAACCACAUCCAGAGUGUGCCCAAGGAGGCCUUUUCCAAACUAAAGGCAAAAAUCCGCCUCUCUAAUAACCCAUGGCACUGUGAGUGUGUCCUGCAGGAGGCCUUGCGGGAGCUGAAGUUAGAUCCGGAGACAGUCAAUGAGAUCAGCUGCCAGACCUCUGUCCAAGAGGAGUAUUCAGGCAAGCCCUUGAUCCAGGUUCUCGACUCCGGCAUUAACUUUUGCAAUUUUCACCACAAGACCACUGACGUGGCGAUGUUUGUCACCAUGUUUGGCUGGUUCACCAUGGUCAUCUCAUAUGUGGUGUAUUACGUGAGGCAUAACCAGGAAGAUGCCAGACGGCACCUGGAGUACUUGAAGUCUCUCCCCAGCACUCAACUUACCAAGGACUUUGAUACCAUUAGCACUGUGCUUUAGCUCUGUUUUAUUGUAAUGGAAUUCAAAUAUUCAUUCCCUCAGUUUCUGUAGUGUACAGCAGUUCUGAAAGAUCAGGAUAGUGAAAAUGUGUAUGUAACACCAAGAUACUGUAUAGUGGUUUAUUUAUUUAUUUAUUUAUCUUUACUUAUAUCUCAAUCUUAAAAAUCUAGGUGAUUCAAAACUUGUGGCCAUAGCUGUAUUUUAAAAAUAAAUAGCGAUAACAUUUGCAAUUUUUUAAAAUAUUAAAUCAAUUAAUUCAGGAAUUAUUUUACCUGGCAGAUCUUUACGUUCAUUGUCAGCAGACUAUGCUUUGAUGCAGAUUAAUUUCGAACCCUGUUUACAGCCUCUUCGCAACCUUGUGCUCAGUCUGUCAGUUUGCAGCCUCUCUGUUUCCGGUGUUAAUGAAAGGGCUACAGGCUGUUCGGAUAAGUCAGACACAACCUGAUUGGUAACUGGCAUGUCUUGACUAAACUCGUUCUCGAAAUCUAGGCUUGUGCCACUAUACUCCUGUUAUUGGAUUUGCUUCCCAUGGUGUUGCAUACCAAAUUUCUUAAUUCUGUCAUGAAUAUUUUCACUACUAAGAUUAGACUUUAUUUAUUUAUUAUCAUAAUCGAUAUCAAAAAGUGCUUAGAACACUUACUCGUUAUUGUGUGAAUACAAGUAUAUUGCAGGAAUAAGAAGAGGAAACAGCAACAGCAUGUUGUGAGUUUUAACUCCAUGCAGUGUUUAGUAUGGUUUAAACUGUGAAUUCUGCUCUGAAGGAUUUGAUACUGUGACCGACUGGCUUCAUGUUAUUACCAAAGCACAUUUUUUUCAAGUGGAGAAUAAACCACUGCACUAUUACGUAAACAAUUGUAAAGUUUAUAAAACAUAAACAGUUUAUUGGAUAGCACCCAAAUGCAACCUGAAGCAUCUAUAAAAGACUAUGAGUUUAGAGCAGAUCAGCAACAUUUCAGGACAGUUAUCAAUCCACUAUGUAAUGUGACAGCGUCACGACAGGCAGACCAACAUGAACCUAAAAAUAACGUGUUAGAUAAUUAUACUAACACAUUAUGUGAAAACAAUCUAGAAACUAAUUAUGUGAUUUUUUUUUUUUUUUUUUAAUCAAUUACCCUGUAAUAUAUAUCAUGUAAAUAGGGGCAGAUGACAAUUUUGAAGACAGAAAUAGAAUCCACCUACAAUUUUGUGAUAUAGGCUUCUAUCAAUUUUACUAUCACAAAAAAAAAUAAUGUUUUAAUGCAACAGUAAUGCAAACAUAAAAACAUCUCGGUCACGCCUCACAUGCCUCGCACUCAACCACGGGGUGUAGUUUAUAUCUAUGACGUUGUGUUUAGACACACAUGUUUGGGUGUCUGCAUGAAACCUAAACAAAAACUAAAUCUUCACAUACAAAUUUUGCUUAGCCUAUUUGGAGGAUUAUAUGGUUCCCGUAAGUGAAAAUAAAUAUUUCAUGCAAUUGUGAAAAAAAUUAAUUCAGUUGGUAAAAUUAGGCUUCAGUAUGUAAUCACAUGAUGGUUUAACACGUUUUUUUUUAAAGAGGGAAACAUUAAAUACAUUUUUAGCUCUCAGGACCUAUAUGAAUUUAAGGAGUAACUUUGGUCUCGAUAUGUAAAAGCUGAAUUUCAUUUUUGAAAUGCGGCUAGAUUAUUAAUAUACUGUUCUUAAGGUACCUUUACAUACCAGUACUGUGAGCAACACCAGCGAAUGUUUAGCCUACAGUUGUUGUAACUAAAGUAUUAUUGUAUAUAUGUGUGUGUUUGUAUGCUCUACAAUUAUGUGAGUUGUAUGUCAUGUAAAGUUUUAUGUAUUGUCUUAUUCACAAUUGCCACUUUUUGAAAUAUAGCCUAGUUUAUAUUAAAAUGUUUAUGCUUGUUUUUUUUUUAAAUUUGAUUGCCUAGUUUUGCUGCCUUAUGGCUUUAAAAGUAUUAUAUACAUAUAUAAUAUGUUUCUCAUAGUAUUAACUUAGCAUUCUAAUUGAACUAUGGAUGGUAUUUCAAGACAGUGUGUAACAUACAUUUAUUAAUUAACAAUAUUAAAGCAUCAAUACAUGUUCUUAAACAGGGAGUGAAAGAACAUGAAGUCAUAGGGGUUGACCUAGGACCUACCAGCUUCUACACUCCAUCGUUGACUUGGAGGCAGGGAGAGAAGCAAAGUAAAUCAAGACCUCUAAAAUGAAAGAGAGAUAGUGUGAGACUGAUCAAAAUAAACAGUGCACUUUAGAAAUGAGGGUUGGCCUAAUCUUGCAUUUUGGGGAGACUGAACAAUGGUAUUGCACAGAAAGGGGGCAAUCAGCGUAGACACAAAGGAGACAGCAAAGAGUUUGUUUAUGUAAAAUGAUCAGGGAAAAAUAACACAUCUGCCUUCUGUAGCAUUCUGUAUCUUUUCCAUUUACGUGAUGUAUAUAAUCUCAGGGCUGUGCUGCUCUGAUUAAUUCAGUUACAAUAUUGUAAUCUUCUGACUUCACCUGAUUGUGAGCUUGCUUGAAGAAUCCAUUGAAUAGACUUCCACAUUCCAUUUAAAUCAAGAUUUUAAUGAGAAGACCAUAUCACAAGUGCAGUCAUUCCCCAAAAUGCUUUCCAUUUUCUGUGAAUACCGAAUGACUAGGUGGUUAUUGCCCAUUAAUCCACUUGUUUACUAAAUACCUUAAUAUCCCUGAUUAGAUUAUUGCCCCCUUUUCAAAAAUAAGCCAAAGGUUGUAACAAGCAAGAAGUCCCAGAAGUGCAUUGCUAAAUGUAAUCCAGAAUAACUUGGAGGGAUAUUUGUUCUUCAUUGUCCUCAAAGAAAUGUUUCUGCAAGAAUGGCUGCCAUCAUUCAUACAUCAUUAAGUAUGAAAACUGUCUUGGCAAGCACCAUUGUAGAAACAAAAUUGAGGUUAAAAGAAGGACAAACAACCCCACAAAGUUACUCUGCAUUGGCAGUAAAUGGAUACUACACUAAUUGGAUGUCUUGCUUAUUGAAGUCUGUUGCCAAUUUUUGAAGAGGAGACCAUUAUCUGUUCAGAGUUACUAAAAUAUUUAGAAAACAAGUGAGAGCAGGUAAGGCCUCUGAGUCUUUGAUUUCUCACUGAGUGUGAUGUAAGCCAGAUUUCUAAACUAGUUCUAUACUAUGGUUGAGAUUUUGCUAAAGCUUGUUUACAUACUGUAAUGCAUUCAAGCAUUGAGAGGAACUUGUAGUUCCUCGCGCCAAUUUAUCAGCGAAGCGCGAGAACUGCCAGACUCUAUACAGCAAGGAUAGUUUAUGUGUUUUUUGAGGGUAUUGGCGCAGCAAAAGUAAAUCAGCCAAAAGCACAAUUUAAUUUUUAAUUUGUAUUUCCCAACACUCUUAGGUGAAAUGUAGAAAAAAAAAGUCAAUACCUGUCAUACAGUAAGAUAAAUAAGUUGCCAAAGUAAGGUAAAAAUGUCCUCCUUUUUCUCCCAAUGUAUUUUUUUGCAGACCCCAGGCACAUUUAUUCAUGCAUAGGUGUAUUACAGGACAUCCAAGUUUAAUGACAAUUAACUUGUUUUGUCAACAUGGAAAUAUACUAGGGAACGCACUUAUUUUGACAUAUGUAUCAUUUAUAUUAAACGAUUUAUUGAUAUUUUAAAAUGGACUAGUCGCACGCAUCACACACCAAAAAGAAAUACUUUUUUGAAGACCCCAGGGAGUGUUUUCCACCCAUAUAUAUAUUACAGGACAUCCAAGUUUUAAUGACAAUUAACUUGUUUUGUCAACAUGGAAAUAUACUAAGGAACCCACUUAUUGUGACGUCUAUGUCAUUUAUAUUAAAUUAUUUAUUUGUGUUUUAAAAUGGAACAUUUGCCUACAAAAAAUAUAUUUUAUAUAUAAAUAUAAAAAAAGGUCUGACAUGCGUGGGAUUUGAUAAAACUAUAAAGUUUGCAAGCGUGUUGUGUUACACUGUCAGUGCUACAUGAUUAGUUGAGACAAGCAGUAUUUUGAAAGGUGAAGUCAGCCAGCUCAGGACUUUGUUAUAUUUUGGAGAUUUUUCGAGUCAUCGUCAUCAUCAUCAGCAUCAUCAUCAUCAUCAUCAUCAUUCUGAGACUGAUCUUGAGCUCUGAAAAAUGUUGGUUUCCUGUCAGUGUAAUGCUCAUUGUGGUCCCUAUUGGCACAAGGAAGUACGGUUCCUUUCAAUGCUGGUUGAUGAGAGUAACGCUAUUUGUGGUCCCCACUGGACAAAAAGGAACAUACAUUUUUCUGAGAAUUAGCUAUGCUGAAGGACAGCCUAUAUAGUUGGUAAAAGUAAAACAAUAAUAAAUAUUGAAAUAAAUGAAAACAUAAAUCAAUAGACAAUAAAUCAAUUUCUUUCUUUAUCUUGAUAUUUCUUUUUUCACUAUCAUAUAAACACUGCCAUUUAAUACUGUAUGAAAUGAAAAUAAAUACUCAACCGUUCUUGUUCAAUUGUAUAUUAGUGAAGAUUUUUGUACAUAAAGGUAGUCAUGCUUUCAUAUAUUUUUACUUUCAAAUUA
This is a messenger RNA of Acipenser ruthenus (sterlet), 5549 nucleotides long. Its product is annotated as leucine-rich repeat-containing protein 3-like. The record is from RefSeq and is a predicted model, not a curated record. Gene Ontology annotation, cellular component: extracellular matrix. Lineage: Eukaryota; Metazoa; Chordata; Actinopteri; Acipenseriformes; Acipenseridae. The coding region runs from base 292 to 1086 and encodes 264 amino acids. Gene Ontology annotation, molecular function: protein binding. The transcript has 2 exons.